Messenger RNA from Prunus armeniaca (apricot), 468 nucleotides. The record is from the annotation of a GenBank genome assembly. Lineage: Eukaryota; Viridiplantae; Streptophyta; Magnoliopsida; Rosales; Rosaceae.
AUGUGGCAGUUGCACGUAGAUAGAGCGGCGAACCAAAGGGAGCUGGAGCAGGUGUCGUCUACAUCACCCAGAUGGAACCUUGUUAGAGCAAGCUAUCACGUCGGCUUUCAGGCAUCAACAACGAGGCAGAAGGAAUCGAGGCAUUAUCGUCGGCCUGCGCUUGGCAAAGGAACUCGCAAUCAGAAGCUAGCCAUCUACUCAGAUUCUCAGUUGAUCACGAAUAAUAGCAUAGGUGAAUACAUGGCGAAGCACCCAAAGGAUGAUCGUGUACUUGAAAAGUCCAAGAGCUAUGAAGGCGUUUCCUACCUUCACCAUCCAACAAGUAACCGGGCAGAGAGAACGCGAAAUGAAGACGCCACUAGCCAGUCUAGGGUCGCGUUGGAUACCCAAUUCAGACGCUCCAUCCGGUCGAACACUGGACCGGACAGCAUGAAGAAGAUAGAGCCAAUCGGACACAAUGCAAAUUGA